AUGUCCGAGGUGUUGAAGCUGGAAAAACUUCUGCGGAAGCAGACGACGUCCGACCACGUCGAGGCCUCGAGGAUCGCCUCCACAGCGGAGCGCAUCUUGUCCCUGGAGCCAAACCACGUGUACGCGAUGCAGUGCAAGUCUGUCGCCCUGCUCCACACUAGGCGGUUCACUGCUGCGCUGAGCGUACUGGAAAACCUCCAGCGCCAGAAGACGCCCUUCAGAAACAGCGCAACCUUCCACUUCCACAAGGCGUAUUGCCAUUACCGCCUCAUGCAGUACGCCGAGGCCAAGGCAGAGCUGAGAGAGCAGGAACAGCAGCAAAACAAGCCUAUGACCACGGCAGCCCGUCACCUACUGGCUCAGAUCCACUACAACCUCGAGGAGUACGCUGAGGCGGCCGCCAUGUACGCGGCACUCGUGGCCGACAGCGCCUACCGCGACGAAGUGGAGAAACAGGAGCUGCUCACCAACUACACAGCCUCACUCUCCGCCUGUGCGCCGGAGAAGGUUGCGGCGGUGGUGCGUGAUGAAGCGGACGAGAAGACGCCUGACCUGCUCUUUAAUCUUGCCACCGCGCAGGUGGAAGCGCACAACUACGAAGGCGCGCAGGCAGUUCUGCUUCAAGCAGAACAGCUAUGCGCCGCCACCUUCCCGAAGAGCAGUCUGCGCUCUCUGCAGGGCGCGCUUGCUGCCGGCAGUGAGGUGCUGCGGGCACAGCUCGGCGUCCCGCUCGUGGCAUCGACCAGCAUCGGUGGUGGUAGCUCCACAGAGAUCUCGCCGGAGCGCUGCUUCUUCAACGAGGUGAGCAGCAACUGGGUGCAGCAGGCGUAUGUCGCCUUCAUGUGCCACCGCGAAGAGGACGCGCGCCGCGUUGUUGAUCUGAUUUUUACAUACAAGCCGAGCUCCGCCAUCACAAGUGCUGUCGCCGCCAUCCUGUACACGGCUCUGCAGCGCAACGCUGAUUUUUUCGACUCGCACCGCAAGCUCAAGGCGGCCCAGCACGUCAAGGUACUAUCGCGCCUCACCUCGCGGCAGCUCAUCGCCGUGCAGUACAACACUGCCCUGCUGCAGCUGAGCGCUGGCGCCCUCGACCGCUGCGCCCGCACGGUGGAGCAGAUGGAGAAGACACACCCGAACAGCGACCUCACGUACUCGCUGCGUCUUAUGCUGGCUGUGCGCGAGCUCAAGAAGAAGAAGGCGGUGCCAGGCAACCCGUCAUCGUCCGCCUCGAGCCCCACCAGGUUUGCGACGGACAGCGCGCGCAACGUGCAGGAGUGCGUGCGCAACUACGAAGCAGAGGUUAUGCGACGCCAGGGUCUUGGCAGCUCGGAGGCAGAAAACCAGAAGCGCCACCGCUUUAUGCAACUCAUCACUGCCCAGCUCUUUCUCGAAGAGGGAGACUUGAAUCAGGCUGUGGAGACAUUGCAAGCGCUGGAGGACUCCGCAGUGGCGCAGCGUCCCACGACGGUCAUGACGAUGGCCGCCUGGAAGGCGCAGAUCGGCGAUGUCGAUGCUGCCAUGGCGCUGCUGCGCGAGCGGCUCACUGCCACGGCGGGUGGCUACUCUGCUGCAAUAAAAAAGGCAGUAUUACUCUGGGCCGUCCGCGACCUCGCCAUGGCUCGCGGCCUCUACGCCGCUGUGGGGCAGCUGCUCAAAGCGACGCAAGCCGCUGACGCAAACCUGCAGAAAGACCGAGAAGUGACGGCGCUGCUGGUCAUCUGCCUUGCCGAGACGGACGUGGCUGCUGCGAAGCGCGUCAUUGGCACCCUGGACGCAGACGCCGCUGCUGCGAUGAGCGGCGCUGGUAAUAGUGGUCGUCCCGCACCGUCGGAGAAGCAGAUCGAGGCGCUGGUGCGCGAUAACCCUGGCGUCGUCGCCAUGAACGAGCUUGGCUACCGUCGCGUGACGGCGGUGGACCAGGAAAGCGCUGCCGCUACUGGGGGCCGCGCCGUCAGUGGUGGUGGCCUACCACAGCGCCGUCGCCGCCCCAUGCGCCGCCCUGCGAAGAACAUGGAGGGAAAGCCUGAUCCAGAGCGAUGGAUUCCGAUUUCGACGCGCUCCUACAUUAAGGACCUGCCGGAGCGGCGCAAGAAGGAGCUGAAGCGGCUGCGCGCCAUUGAACAAGAGCAGAAGCGCCGCGCCGCAGCAGCAGCAGCGGCAAGUCAGAAGCAAAGGAAGGUCGAGCAACCGCAGCAACCACAGCCAGACGAAGCCUCCUCUGCAGUUGCAGCUGUGUAA
This is a messenger RNA of Leishmania braziliensis MHOM/BR/75/M2904, 2238 nucleotides long. RefSeq names its product putative signal recognition particle protein. The record is from RefSeq and is a predicted model, not a curated record. Bases 1 to 2238 code for a protein of 745 amino acids. Gene Ontology annotation, biological process: SRP-dependent cotranslational protein targeting to membrane. Gene Ontology annotation, cellular component: signal recognition particle, endoplasmic reticulum targeting. Gene Ontology annotation, molecular function: ribosome binding; protein binding; 7S RNA binding. The transcript has a single exon. Lineage: Eukaryota; Euglenozoa; Kinetoplastea; Trypanosomatida; Trypanosomatidae.